This is a messenger RNA of Staurois parvus, 815 nucleotides long. The record is from the annotation of a GenBank genome assembly. Lineage: Eukaryota; Metazoa; Chordata; Amphibia; Anura; Ranidae.
AUGGCGGCCUGGCUGUCAGUUCUGCUCCGAAUCCGGGGACCGGGGGGAGGCGCUGUCUGCUGCUGGAAGAUCUCCACCAAUCACCUGAGAGGAUGGCCGAAACCCAACGGGAACUCCCGCCUGCUGAGCACUCUCCCCCCUCCCCCACCUAGAGAUCGGGGGGGUUCCUCCAAACUCGGGCCGGUCACCUGGAAGUCUCUGGCGAUCACGGUCGCCACUGGGCGGAGUCUUGUUGGCGGGGAUGAAAUAUGUGAAGAAAGAGAAAGAAGAGAAGAUCGAGAAGGAGAGGACCAGAUCUUUGGGGAAGCCAUUGCUGGGCGGACCUUUCUCGUUAAUCGAUCACGCCGGUUUACCAAAGACCGACCAGCAUUUCCUGGGUCAGUGGGUCCUCCUGUACUUCGGCUUCACCCACUGCCCCGACGUCUGUCCCGGAGGAGAUCGAGAAGAUGAUUGAGGUGGUGGAUAAAAUCGAUUCCAUGAAGGAGGUUCCCAAUAUCACUCCUCUCUUCAUCACUGUGGAUCCCGAGAGGGAUAACCCCGAGGCUGUAGCCAAAUAUAUUAAAGAAUUUUCCCCCAAACUGAUCGGCCUGACGGGCACAUCGCAGCAGGUUGCGCAGGUGGCGAAGGCGUACCGAGUGUAUUUCAGCCCGGGGCCCAAGGAUGAGGACAGCGAUUACAUAGUCGACCACACCAUUGUCAUGUAUCUGCUGGCCCCGGACGGCUCCUUCGUGGAUUAUUACGGACAGAACAAGAACGGCCGCGACAUCGCCGGAUCCAUCGUACUGCACAUGGCCAAAUUCCAGCAAAGGCAUUAA